CACAGCGGAAGUAAACAAAAAAACAAAAAACAAAUCGCGUUCUCAUUUCGGAUCAGGAAAAAUUGUUCACCUUAAAUUAAACAACAAUGUCUUCAGUUGCGUGUUUGAGGAAGUUCGUUAAUGAGCGACUGACGGCCGCGGCUGAAGAGAUAAUUAGCGUGUUUGCAAAAACUAUUGUCGACUACGAAGAAGAGAUCAACCGUCAGCGCAGGCUGCUCACUAUCAUCUGGAAACCUCAAGUAAAGUUGCACAGGACAGAGUUCCCACAACAUUUCAUUAAAGUGAAGGACAUUCACACGGAGCUGCAGCUCUACGAAAAGGACAGGAAGUCCAUUUUGGACCAAGAGGAUGGAGAGCUCGAGCCGAUUCAUGGAGAGACCUUCACCAGUCAUGACAAUGGAGAAGUUGUGCUCAAAGAGGAAGCUGAAACCCUUUUCCCAAGUAUCACUUUUGAUGAAGGUGACAACAAUGUAGAUCAGUUUGUCUUGUCAAAUCCAGUGGAAAAUGAGUCCAUAGACACAGUAUCUGUUAAAGCUUCCAAUGUAACAGAAUAUAAAACUGAUUAUCAACUUGUCUGUAACUAUUCUCAAGGUGUGAGCAAAGGUCAGAAUGAAGUAAAUGAUGGUGGCUCAGCACUAACCAGACAAGUAGAGACAAGACUGCAGAGAAGACAUCACAGAAUAAAUGAACAUAGUCCGGUCACGUUCAAGACACCUGUUUAUACUCACAAGGGUAAGAUUUGUGAGUUUGUGUGCGAAUCCUGUGGGAAAGCAUUUUCAUAUAAGUCCAAGCUGAUACGGCACCAGCUCAUCCACACGGGCGUAAAGCCGUAUUGUUGUCACACCUGUGGUAAGCGAUUCAACCAGACCUCAAUACUGAAGGUCCAUCAGAGGAUCCACACGGGUGAGAGGCCAUACUCCUGCGACGUCUGCGGAAAGCGAUUCAACCAGAAGUCGAUAUUGAAUGUUCAUAAAAAAAUCCACUCAAUCGAGAGGCCGUAUUCCUGUGAUUUCUGUGGCCGAAGAUUCAAGCAGAAAUCAAAACUGGACUCUCAUGUCAUAUGGCACUCAGACAUUCCACAGCCGCUUUUCUUUAAGGAAGAAAGUUUUCUUGCUGACCAGCAGCUCUAUAACCCUGACCAUAACUCUGCCUUGGACUUGGAGAUUCCAAAAAUCAAAGAGGAACAGGAAGACCUUUGCCCGGGUCAGGAGAAGGAGCAGUUUGUGCUAAAGCAGGAGGUGGACACGUUUAUGAUGACUCUUCCUCAUAGUAAAGGUGACCACAGUGUGGCUCAAACUCUCAACAGGAACCCAUCAGAAGAAGAGUCAGUAGAGAUUGUAUCAGAUUACCAAGGUGGGAAACAACCAGAGAAGACAAAUCACAGGAUCUGUAAUGUAUAUAAUCCUAUCCUGUUCAAGACUUCCUGUAACACUUACAUGGGUAAAAAGUGUGACUAUAAAUGUGAUACCUGUGGGAAAGUGUUUCAGUUUAAGUCUAGACUGAUAAGACACUUCAGAAUCCACACGGGAGUGAAGCCAUUCUGUUGUCACAUCUGCGGCAAGAGAUUCAACCAGAAAUCCAUCCUGCAGGUCCAUCAGCGGAUCCACACUGGUGAAAGGCCUUUUUCUUGUGACAUCUGCGGGAAACGCUUCAACCAGAAAUCCAUACUGAACGUUCACAAGAGAAUCCACACGGGCGAAAGGCCAUAUUCCUGCGAAGUCUGUGGCAAGAGGUUCAGCCAGAAGUCCAUACUGGAUGGCCACAUCAGGACACAUACGGGAGAGAGGCCGUAUUCCUGCAAGACAUGCGGCAAAAGCCUCAAAAGUCAGUCCAGUCUGCUGGUUCACAUGAAGAUGCACACAGACAAAAAGGACUACUCCUGUGAAAUGUGGGAAAGAUUUUAGAUUUAAAACCUGCCCAGGUCAUCGCGUCUAGGUUUAUCAAACUUGAUGUGGGGGUGGAUUUCAAUAUCAUGUAAAUAGUAAAAUAAAUAAAAAAUCAACAUUAGAGGUAAGAAGCUCAAUCCACUGUGGGAAAAUAUGCCUGUAGGCAUUUCACUGUAGAUAUACGAAGCUGGGCUGCAACCUAACAGAAAGUGACAAUAGUAACAUAACAAAUGUGACUUUACAUGUAGUAAAAGUCUUCCAUGCGAGUAGAAAACAGGACAGUCAUAGUGAGCAUGCAUGUUUUGAGCUUUUGCUGCUUUGUUCUCUGAUUUUUUUUGUUGUCUAUUUUUGCUUGAUAUGUAUAGGAAUCUUAGGUGCUUAAAUUUUAGAAAGAUAUGAUUUUUAGCACAGUGGAUUCACUCUCAAGUUUGCUAUAAAGAAAGCAUUGCAGCACCUGCGACAUAGAUGCAUAAUUGCUUCCCUGAUAAUGUAAAAUGCUAAUGCUAAAUCACAUCUUCAAAACUAGCGUGGUGUAUGUUUUAGACGGAUAUAGACUGAGAUACGCUCGUCAUGGUAAUUAUCAUAGGUAAGUAAGCUUAUAGGUAUGUCUCGCUAUUUGUGUGUACUUUACUGUAUGUAGGUUAUAUUUAUACAGCAUAUAUGCAUAUUAUGCUUGUAUAAAAUAAGUAUAUUAAGAGGGGAGGGGAGGGGAUCCACCACUGUGGUUCCACUUCUGGUUUGGGGCUGCUGUCUAACUUUAAACCAGUUCUCCAAGCUGGUGCAAAACAUGCUUAUCUCGGGUUGUAGCGAACUAAAACAUUUAAGAGCAUGUUUGAAAUUCUCAAGCAAGCAUGGUCCCCCUUUCAGACCUAAACUCAUAUCCCUCUAUUACCGCAACUUCAACUCCUUCCUCUUUUCUUUUUUUUGUUCAAAAUUACGAAGAGAAGGAGCCGAUACAUCAUCAGGCAUUGAUUCAAUGGCAACUCCGGUAAAAAUGUGUUAAAAGUUUGAACAUAAAUAAAUGUAUUGCCUGAACAUAAACUCACACUGAACAAACUAGAGAGAUUGAACCUUAAAUUUUAGUAGAGUUUAGCAAAUACCAUAUGGUGCAUUUCAGUUGGUGGGACAAAAUUGGCUUUUUUCUGGCAAUACUCCCUGACAACCUGUUGACCUAUAGAUGGGGCCUAAUGGAAACAGGCGGCUAGAGUAACUAAUAAUUUUGCCACCGAUCAUUUUGUUAAACAAUUAUUUCUGAACGUGGAAUUUUAUUUCCGCACUUAAUGUAUUCCAGUUAAAGUUUAGAUUUUUCGUAAAUGUGUAUUUGAGAUUAUGUUACUGCAGCAAAAGAUAACUAGGCAAAUUAAUUAUUACAGAAAAAGAAGACUUUUUACGAAUCUUUGCCUGAGUUGCCAAUAAAUGUGGCCAUGUUGUUUAAACAGUGUUCAGACUUGCCGUAGAUGUCAGUAGACAACAUUUCUAAGCUUCUCAAGAACAAACGAUAAUGAUACUAAUGUCCAUGGACAUUUUAAAUAUAAUUCCCUAUUUUCUUUCUUUGCUGAAAAGAACUAAUGUUUAUUAUGAGGAUGAAAUACUUUAAAAUAAGGAAUGUGACCCUUUUUGCGAUAUGAGCAUUGUUACCAAACCAUGUAUUGGGAUUCAUCAAACUAGAUAUUACAAAGUUUUUGGAAUUGUGACUAAUAAUGUAUUUUUGAAGGGCCAGAUAGUACUGCCACUUUGCCCUCAGACUGCAGUAAAAACAAAGAUUCUUCCUUCCUUCUAAUUUAAUGUCACCAGUCGAACUCUAAAUGCUGGCCAAUUUUCUGCAGCUGCAUCUUGGAGAUGUAUGCUGUGACUAUAAAAUGAAAAAAGUUGGUCCAAAUCUUUAUUUGAUUUUUUUCAAUAGGAAUGAACAGAGUCAGACCCGGUGAUAGUUUAGGUUUAAUGCAGAUUAAUGGGCAUCUUUAAAAAAAGAAAAGUUGCCCUGCUUGUCAGAAAUGUUCAGGAUGUUUUCAUGUACUUUAUGUUACAUUUCCUUUUAAACUUCUCUCUAGCGUCCUGUUACAGAUCCUUUUUUUUAUUCAGAACGCACAAAAUACACUAACUGAUGUUAUGUCUGUCUUUGAUAAGAUUGUAUUGUCAAAUGUUGUAUAAGCAGAACUAUCCCUUUUGUGACUUUGUGAGUUCAAAGGACAGUGAAAUUACUAAUGUGACAUUACCAGCUGUGCAAAUAAAGCUUAUACAGACACCCUGUUGAAGAGCAAAUGUCCAGAAAUGCAGCUUCGGACCAUCUCCGAGACCGUUUUCUAGAAAGGUGUAUGGACCUUGUGUCAAAAACAAAGUUCAAGACUGAUGUGUUGAGAACCCGUGUGUUUGUUAAACCAGUUUAUGAAGCAGGUUGGACUUCUGUAAUGUGCCUAAAUAAAGUGAAUGUAAGAUAUACUGUGAGGAAUAAUGAUGAAAUGUUUAGAGUCCAAAGGUUUCAAAAGCUGAAUAAAGCAUAUUUACUGUAUUUAUCUUGAUGGUGUAGAUUGUUUGUCGAGUAGCAGUGUUUAUUGAAAUGUCCUCUUCUUAGAAAAUUAAUUACUUAUUAAUGGAAGUUUAAAAAUAUGUUGGAAGAAUUUUUUUGCAUUGUUUAUAAGAACACCAAGAAAUGAGAUGGAGAAUUUGUGGAACUUAUCUUGUCUGCAGCUUCGGUUCCAGUUCUACAUUUGAGUUUAUUUUUGAGGUAUUGUUAUUCCGAUUAUAAUUUCUACAUUGAUACCGUACUAUGAUUAGAUGUUACGUUAAACAACAUGGACCAAAAUGUUAAAAGAGUAUACCCUGGCUGGUGCCUGAAUAAACUUGAGAAUAAUGUGA
This is a messenger RNA of Girardinichthys multiradiatus, 4742 nucleotides long. Its product is annotated as zinc finger protein 271-like. Gene Ontology annotation, cellular component: nucleus. The transcript is spliced from 3 exons. The coding region runs from base 87 to 1904 and encodes 605 amino acids. Lineage: Eukaryota; Metazoa; Chordata; Actinopteri; Cyprinodontiformes; Goodeidae. Gene Ontology annotation, molecular function: DNA-binding transcription factor activity, RNA polymerase II-specific; RNA polymerase II cis-regulatory region sequence-specific DNA binding. The record is from RefSeq and is a predicted model, not a curated record. Gene Ontology annotation, biological process: regulation of transcription by RNA polymerase II.